This is a messenger RNA of Camellia sinensis, 393 nucleotides long. Lineage: Eukaryota; Viridiplantae; Streptophyta; Magnoliopsida; Ericales; Theaceae. The record is from RefSeq and is a predicted model, not a curated record.
AUGGGGUCCAUCGACCUACCAAUCACUAUCGAUGAGUACCCAAGGCAAAAUAUGAAGAUUCUUACCUUUCUGGUUAUCGAUUGCCCCUCCGCCUACAACGUCAUCCUUGGACGCACAGCACUCAAUGUUUUCCAAGCUGUGACAUCUACUUAUCACCUGUCAAUAAAAUUUUCAAUCGAUCAUGGGGUCGGCACAGUAAGGAGCGAGCAGACCGUGGCUAGAGAAUGUUACGUCGCUUCGUUAAAAGAAGUAAAAAUGAAAGAAGUUAUGAUCAUAGAAGGUCUUGACGUUAGAGAUGAGGAGGAAUUAAUCAGUGGGGAACUAGUGGAAGAGUUAAUAGAAGUGUCCAUCAACUCUAACGAUCCAACGAAGACGACUAAGAUUGGUAGCUAG